This is a messenger RNA of Dracunculus medinensis (Guinea worm), 1170 nucleotides long. Lineage: Eukaryota; Metazoa; Nematoda; Chromadorea; Rhabditida; Dracunculidae. The record is from the annotation of a GenBank genome assembly.
UUGAUAAACAAACUUAAGUUACAGCUGUUUUCUUUAAUGGGCCAGUCGCUUGCUUUUGGGAGUAUAGAUAAUGCAGGAGAGCGACGCUCGAUGGCUUUGCGAGAAAUUUUGGACAAUUUUCAAGAAGAACUCAGCAGGCUGCAAAAUCCAGCUAAUUGUAGUGCUGCAAGAAAAUUAGUAUGUACGCUAAAUAAAGCUUGUGGAUUUGGAUGCCAAAUUCAUCAUGCUACUUAUUGCUUUAUCGUGUCUUAUGCUACAAAGAGAACGAUGGUUUUCUUGAAUGAUGGUUAUUCUUGGAGGUAUUCGGCAGAAGGAUGGAAUUACGCUUUUUUGUUUUGCAAAUUGUUGCAGGAUGGUGAUCGAGAAAGUGAGUGGGGAAGUGAUCAAGCGAAAGUGAUGUCAUUGCCCAUCGUCGAUUCAUUGAUUAACCCACCUCCUUAUCUUCCUUUGGCGAUUCCAAAGUCGAUAUCUCAAUUGCUGCUAACUUUUCACUCUAAUCCACCAGUUUUUUUUGUCUCAAUGUUUUUACAUUAUUUAAUGCGUCCAACACCUUAUAUUUCAAAACGUAUUGCUGAAGCCGCAGAAAAAAUCCCCUUUGAUAAAGGUCCCAUAGUUGGGAUACAGAUUCGUCGGACAGAUAAAGUUGGUACUGAAGCCGCGUUCCAUCCUUUGAGUGAAUAUAUGAAAUGGGCUGAACACUGGUUCAAAAUUGAAGAGUAUCGUGCGAAAAAAAAGUUUGAGAGACGGGUUUUUAUCGCUACCGACGAUUCGACUGUAUUUUCAGAGGCGCGCAAAACGUUAGCACUGUUUUUUAUGUUUUUUUCACUAUAUGUGUGCAAUUAUCUUGUUUGUACAUUCAGUUCACAAGUCUGUCGAGUGGGUUAUGAAUUGAUGCAAGCUCGUUUUGGUGAUGCUGGUAAUAAUUUCCAUUCGCUCGAUGACAUUUAUUAUUAUGGCGGACAGCAAGCUCAUGAGCAAAUAGCCGUGGAAGCCCAUAAAGCAAAAACAAAUGACGAGAUUGAUCUCGAAGUGGGUGAUGUAAUUGGUAUUGCAGGGAACCACUGGAAUGGUUAUUCAAAGGGUACAAACCGUCGAACUGGCUCGUUCGGCUUGUAUCCUUCUUACAAAGUUCGUGAGAAGUGGAUUAUUGUUGCUUUUCCUGAAAAUUAA